Molecule: messenger RNA, 710 nt
Organism: Manis javanica (Malayan pangolin)
Lineage: Eukaryota; Metazoa; Chordata; Mammalia; Pholidota; Manidae
Source: RefSeq, a predicted model, not a curated record
AUGUCUCAUUUGGGCAUCAACAGCCGGGUCAAAAAUGGAUCUGAAGACUGGGAAAGAGAUGAACUCCGGUGCUGCUCAGAAGACCUGGCCAGAAGCCCCCAGGAGCCCAGCCCAAGCCUCACCUCCAUGAGUUCUGCCCACCCGUGGCUGGAAGAAGCAAGGGCCAGCUGUAGAGGAAGAGGAGGCGUGGAGCAGGUGACGGAGAACUUCGACCACAGAGCCACAGAGACCUUCUUUGUAUCGGCCUGUGACUUAAGCGCAGCCUGUAAGUCUCUCAAGGGGAGAUUUGUCCGGUGUGCCAAGGACAAAUGACAAAGCCAGCCAUCCCUGCAGCUGGAGCACCCCAGUGGGGAAGGCCAAGGUCCUCACACCUCUAGGUCUCUGCAGAUCCUUGUCUUGGCCAAUGUCACGAAGAAACCUACCACCCUGGCUGGCCAGAGGGAAGCAGUGUGCCUGUCCUUCAUCUUUUGCAGGGAUGCCGGGGGCCCCCGGAGCACCCAGGAGCCAGCCGCCCACCCUGGAUGGCAUGUCUGUACCUCCCGCAAUUUUGGUGAACCUGUUGGAGUGACGAAUAGGAAUAGGAAGCACACUGGAUUUCCAUUCACAAGCUGAAACGAGCCCCAAGGGAGGUCAGCAAGUGGAAACUGCCUCGAGUGCCUCCCUGGGCUUUCUUGUCUAACUCAGCCAUCAGAGCGUGGUGCCUACGCAUU